Molecule: messenger RNA, 1555 nt
Organism: Sebastes umbrosus (honeycomb rockfish)
Lineage: Eukaryota; Metazoa; Chordata; Actinopteri; Perciformes; Sebastidae
Product: B-cell receptor-associated protein 29-like
Exons: 8
Coding region: 208-915 (235 amino acids)
Biological process (GO): intracellular protein transport; endoplasmic reticulum to Golgi vesicle-mediated transport
Cellular component (GO): endoplasmic reticulum membrane; endoplasmic reticulum
Source: RefSeq, a predicted model, not a curated record
AAGCUUUUAGUCAGUCCGAUUGUGAUCUUUAACAAAUCCAAACGGGCUGACCAGUGGUGUCAACUAGCCUGCAGAGAUUUAUUUAGGGCUGUUAGCCCCUCAGAUGCUCACCAGCAGCUGUUGUGAGUGUGUGUGAGCGCAUGCGUGUCUGGACUCUCCCUUUCUUCUGAUCGCACAACUUCUGUCUGUCUGGAAACCACGGUCACAAUGACUCUCCAGUGGACGGCCGUGGCUUUCUUCCUCUAUGCAGAGCUAGCAGUCAACCUCAUCUUGUGUAUACCAUUCAUAUCAGCACGGAGGUGGCGUUCAGUUUUCAACUGGAGAAUAUGGAACUGGUUAUCUCCAUACUGGAACAAAUGCUUCUUUACUAUGAUCAUGGUUCUGAUUGUUCUUUUCCUUGAUGCUGUCCGUGAGGUGCAGAAGUACUCGGGUCCUGAGCCCAUGCAUGACGCCGUGGUGAACCCAAAUUUGUACGACAAUGUCCACAUGAAGCUGUUCAGAGCCCAGAGGAACCUCUACAUCUCUGGCUUCUCCCUCUUCCUCUGGCUUAUCAUGCGUCGGAUUGUCACCUUGCUAAACCAAGUUGCUGUCACCGUGGAGAGCAGUGCAGGUCUUCAGGCCCAGAUGGACAACGCUGUCAAAGCAGCCAAACAGCACCAGGACGACAACCUGAGGCUCAAACAAGCUCUCCUGGAUGAGGAAAAAUCCAUGUCAGCAAAAAAACAGCAACUGAAACUGGAGAGUGAGAAGCUAGCAGAUCAGGUGAAGGCUGCUGAGGAGGCUGCACACAAGUCUCAUGCUGAAGUGGAGGCCAUGAGGAGGCAGGCCAAAGGUCUGGCACAAGAGUACGACAGACUAUUGAGGGAACACAAUCAACUCCAGAAUCAGAGUCCUGCAGACAAAAAGGAUCAGUAAACACCGGGAACACGAUGACAACUGUUUUCAGAUUUCUUCUCUGUACUGUACACGGAUACCUUUUCUUCACGACACUAUACUGUGUGCUAUAUGCAGUAGGCCACCAGAGGCAAUGUUUCUAUUAUGUUUUACAACGUUGACGUUUAAACCUAGGCACCAUUUUUUGAUUUUUAAUUGAUGGGAUCAAACAAACGGUAGGCUGUAGUAUAUCAGAUAUCAGGAGCAUGUCAAGUUGUCAAAUGCUGAAAACAUCUUCUUACUAAAGUCUUUAUUAUGAACAUAAAAUAUAUCUUUUCGCAUAUUACCCUUUUUAAGUAUUAAAAGUGUACAAAUCAAUUGAAAUUUUGUCUCAUUGGCUCAUGCUUAUUCUAACUUUUAAUAAUCAUUAAUACCUGACAACAUCCCAGAAAUACAUUAUGCUGUUAAGCUAAACUUAAUGUCACCGUAGAGAUUGUGCACCCGUUUAGUCAGAUUUGCAUAGACCAGACCACCACAAUAGUGUCCUCCUGUUAACACAUAAUAACUAAUGAAUGCUCUACAUCAAGUCAUUGCAUUUUUAUGAUUGUCAUGAAUUCUAAUUUACUAUGACUGAAGCAUCGCAUGUCUCAUUUGUUUGGAUUUCAUAUAAACCUUUAAUCAA